UCGGAGAUAGGGGAGAAGUUGAAGAAGAAAGAGGCUGAAGUCGUCGACCUGACUAGCCGGUUACGGUAUCUUCAGGCAGACUUCCUGAACCUGCAGCGUAAUGCUGCGAGGGACAAGGAGCAAACGAAAGACUUUGCCAUUUCGCGCUUCGCCUCCGACCUUCUCGAGACUGUUGACGUCCUUGCGCUCGCGCUAAAAUCCGUCCCGCAAUCCGCCCUCUCUUCCCCUUCAUCCACCGGCGACGCGUCGUCACAGCCGUCCACCCCCGCAGCGCCGGCUGACAAACCGGCAGAGGCUCACCUUAACGAGUUAUACACCGGAGUCGAGAUGACACAUCGACUGCUUCUGCAGACUCUCUUCAAAUACAGCGUGAAGCCGUUCGACCCGACCGGUGACAAAUUCGACCCGAACCGGCAUGAAGCUCUCUACCAGGCGCCGAUCCCUGACAAGGAGCCCGGCACCGUGUUUGACUGCCAAAAGAUUGGGUACACGAUCAAGGAUCGUGUUUUGCGUGCAGCGCAGGUCGGCGUUGUACAAGACCGGUCAUAG
Messenger RNA from Fomitopsis serialis, 549 nucleotides. RefSeq names its product GrpE nucleotide exchange factor. Gene Ontology annotation, cellular component: PAM complex, Tim23 associated import motor. The annotation marks the transcript as partial. Gene Ontology annotation, molecular function: protein-folding chaperone binding; adenyl-nucleotide exchange factor activity; protein homodimerization activity. NCBI's taxonomy places the organism in Eukaryota, Fungi, Basidiomycota, Agaricomycetes, Polyporales, Fomitopsidaceae. Gene Ontology annotation, biological process: protein import into mitochondrial matrix; protein folding. The record is from RefSeq and is a predicted model, not a curated record. The transcript has 2 exons.